GCCCAUCUAAACAGCGUCAGUUGAAGCUGCGUCAUGGCCCAAAAUGGUAGGCCGAAUUCACUUUCCAGGGCUCGCGCAGCUGAAGAUGGCAUCACCUGUUUCUCUUCUUUCCCCCUGUCGUUUCAGCUUCUUCUUCCCUGCGCCUCGCCGUAUCGGAUUCGCCAUCACUACCCGGAGUCGACUCCGCUGGAGCUCCAUGAGUCAGGCUUCGCCGGACUCCGUCGCCGAGGAUGUGAUGGUGCAGUACUUGGUGCUCAGGAGGGACCUCAUCGACACGUGGCCACUGGGGAGCGUGGUGACCCAGGGCUGUCAUGCCUCCGUCGCCGCCAUCUGGUCUCACCGGGACGACCCCCUCACUCUCCAGUACUGCAGCCCCGAUAAUAUCGAUUCCAUGCACAAGGUUACUCUUGAGGUAAAGGGAGAACCCCAGAUCUUGAAUUUGGCAGAAAAGCUCAAAGCUGGUGACAUUGCGCAUAAGCUUUGGAUAGAACAACCUGAGAACAUCCCUACCUGCCUUGCCACAAAGCCUUACCCCAAAUCUGUCAUAUCUUCAUACUUUAAGAAGUUGAAGCUUUGCAAGUGAGUGGGAGUUACAUUUUCUCGAUGCCUGACAGAUUAUUUCGUUUCUCUUCUUAAGCAAAUUUUUGGGGGACAUCAAGACAUUUCCGUAAUGGACCGCUGAGAAUCUUGUUACUUGGUCCCCAUUAAGAUCAGUGUUUGUACUUUAGGUGGAACAUGAAGACAUUCAUCUGAUAACUACGUGCAAAGGAUUUGUAACCUGUACAUCUUGUCUGCAUCAUUGUGAGAUGUUUAUAUCCCCUCUAUUGUGUCGUGCAAUUUAUUACCAGAAGAACCGCCAUUUU
Molecule: messenger RNA, 863 nt
Organism: Rhodamnia argentea
Lineage: Eukaryota; Viridiplantae; Streptophyta; Magnoliopsida; Myrtales; Myrtaceae
Product: putative peptidyl-tRNA hydrolase PTRHD1
Exons: 2
Coding region: 44-583 (179 amino acids)
Molecular function (GO): peptidyl-tRNA hydrolase activity
Source: RefSeq, a predicted model, not a curated record